Molecule: messenger RNA, 1443 nt
Organism: Triticum aestivum (bread wheat)
Lineage: Eukaryota; Viridiplantae; Streptophyta; Magnoliopsida; Poales; Poaceae
Exons: 1
Coding region: 139-1050 (303 amino acids)
Source: RefSeq, a predicted model, not a curated record
CCACCAACAGGCAACAGGCGAGCAUUUCGAUGUUCAUUCCCCUUCCUCUGCUCCCCCCAGUCUGCCCGUCCUCUCCCCUUCACUUCAGCAGCGCACUUUCCUUCUCGAAACCACCCUCCGUGCUCGCUCGAUCGAUCCAUGGAGUGGACGCCCGACCAGCAGGCUCUCGGGGGCCUCGGCCUCGCCGGCGUCUGCCGGGAGACCUGCCGUGUGAUCCGCCGCGCCAUGCCCCCCGACUUUGUCAACCUGGUUCCCCCGCUGCUCUCCGCGCUCUUGCUCGCCACCUCCGCCGCCAUCCACAUCCUCCGCUCCCGCGUCCUCUCCGACCUCCACCACGACGGCCCCAGCCUCCUCCGCCUCGUCACGGACCGGCUCGCCUUCUUCCUCUUCGUGGCCGUCUCCACCGGCCUUGUCCUCCUGCUCAUGCUCCUCUGCACCGCCGCCUACGUCUUCUGCGUCGCCUCCCUCUACUGCACCGGGGGCGACCUCCGCGCCGCCGAUCGCGUCGUCAGGGGGUUCCCCACGGUCCCGCUCGCGCGGCUCCUCUGCACGUUCCUCCUCGCCGCAGGCCCAUUUCUUGUGAUCUGCACCUCCCUCUUCGUCUCCGCCUUGUUCCAUCCCCAGGAGCUGCUGGGCGCUCCGGACAAGAUCAUGCUGCCGAUGCAGCUGCUGGGAUGGGCCGCGUGCCUCGCCGGUGCGGCCUACGUCGCCGUGGUGUGCCAGCUGGCCUGCGUGGUGUCCCUUCUCGAGGACACCAUGCUCCUCGGCGCCCUGCGCAAGAGCCGCGCGCUCCUCGCCGGCAAGUUCUGGGCGGCCGCCGGCGUCUUCGUCACGCUCGACGGCUGCAUCUUCGCCGUGCUGGUGGCCUUCCCGGUUCUGGCGGUGGACGACGCGCUGGGCCCCAGCCUCGGGUUCCAGGUGGCCUACGGGGCGGCGACGGCGGUGGCUCUCAGCGCGGUGGUGCUGUUCACGCUGGUGGCACAGCCGGUGGUCUACAUGGUGUGCAAGAACCACCACCACGAGGUCGUCCACAAGGUCCACCUCGACUGAGUACGAGCGGCCGUCACACCGGCAUGCAGCUGCUGCAGCCUGUCAAGACGGAGCCAAUUCCAGCAACCCUGCCUAGCUAGCUGCAUCCUGUCCACGACUCCACGGUGGUAGCAACUUGAAGAAGAUUUGACUUUCCAGCGCAAAAAAAGAAAGAAAAGAUUUGACUUAAGUAGUACAGUAGCUUAGUAGUAGCAAGUUGCUGUAGUCGUUAAGUUUAUGUCUGAUUAUCACUGUACCGUCGUAAGUUUAUGUAUGAUUAUCACUGCACCGGAUAUAUGCAUGCUUGGGAUUAUCAAUUAUGUAUGUGUGGGGGUCUUUGAAACUGCGAGUGGGAGUGCUGGGUAGUAGCUAGCUAGUACAAUUGUUUAAGCUUGACAAAUUUUGCUCAAACUG